This is a messenger RNA of Pogoniulus pusillus (Red-fronted tinkerbird), 1232 nucleotides long. RefSeq names its product adenosine A1 receptor (gene ADORA1). The coding region runs from base 67 to 1041 and encodes 324 amino acids. Gene Ontology annotation, biological process: G protein-coupled adenosine receptor signaling pathway. The record is from RefSeq and is a predicted model, not a curated record. The transcript has 3 exons. NCBI's taxonomy places the organism in Eukaryota, Metazoa, Chordata, Aves, Piciformes, Lybiidae. Gene Ontology annotation, cellular component: synapse; plasma membrane; dendrite. Gene Ontology annotation, molecular function: G protein-coupled adenosine receptor activity.
UGCUGUGCAGGACAGGACAAGGUGACCGAGGGACCCCAGCGGGAGCUGGGGGGGGAGCGGAGCAUCAUGGCACACCCAAUCUCAGCCUUCCAGGCUGCCUACAUCUCCAUCGAGGUCCUCAUCGCCCUGGUGUCCGUGCCCGGGAAUAUCCUGGUGAUUUGGGCCGUGAAGAUGAACCAGGCGCUGCGGGAUGCCACCUUCUUCUUCAUCGUCUCGCUGGCGGUGGCCGACGUGGCGGUGGGGGCUCUGGUCAUCCCCCUGGCCAUCAUCAUCGACAUCGGACCCCAGACCGAGUUUUACAGCUGCCUGAUGGUAGCCUGUCCCGUCCUCAUCCUCACCGAGAGCUCCAUCCUGGCGCUCCUGGCCAUCGCCGUGGAUCGGUACCUGCGGGUGAAGAUCCCAGUCAGGUACAAGACGAUGGUGACUCCCCGGCGGGCAGCCGUGGCCAUCGCCUGCUGCUGGAUCGUCUCCUUCCUGGUGGGGCUCACCCCCAUGUUCGGCUGGAACAACCUGAACAAGAUGAGGAGGACUCAGGAGCCCAACGGCAGCCACACUCCCUUCGUCAUCAAGUGCCAGUUCGAGACGGUGAUCAGCAUGGAGUACAUGGUCUACUUCAACUUCUUCGUCUGGGUGCUGCCCCCCCUGCUGCUGAUGCUGCUCAUCUACCUGGAGGUCUUCAACCUCAUCCGCAAGCAGCUCAACAAGAAGGUCUCCUCCAGCGCCAGCGACCCCCAGAAGUACUACGGCAAGGAGCUGAAGAUCGCCAAGUCCUUGGCGCUGGUCCUCUUCCUCUUCGCCCUCAGCUGGCUGCCUCUGCACGUCCUCAACUGCAUCACCCUGUUCUGCCCCUCCUGCCAGACCCCUCACAUCCUCACCUCCAUCGCCAUCUUCCUCACCCACGGCAACUCGGCCAUGAACCCCAUCGUCUACGCCUUCAGGAUCAAGAAGUUCCGGACAGCCUUCCUGCACAUCUGGCACCAGUACCUCUGCUGCAAGAGCAGCGCCAAGAGCGGCGCCAGCGCCGCCCAGGAGGGCCACUAGCGGCCGGCAGCGGGCACGGAGGGCACAGGCGCGGCCCCCAGCCGGCUGCCCCUGCUGCCAGGGGGUCGGGGCGGCGAGGACCCCAGCUGGGCUGCCCCAGCCCCGUGCCAGGAGAGCAGCUGCGGCCCCUGCCUGCCCCAGGGGGUUAUUUAUUCAUGAGCAUCCCUCCUGGUGGCGUAGCCCUGCAGUGU